Molecule: messenger RNA, 1110 nt
Organism: Encephalitozoon romaleae SJ-2008
Lineage: Eukaryota; Fungi; Microsporidia; Unikaryonidae
Exons: 1
Coding region: 1-1110 (369 amino acids)
Source: RefSeq, a predicted model, not a curated record
AUGGAGCUACUGAAGGAAUUUCUAGAAGAGUGGAGGAGUGCAGUUGGUAGGGUGAAGGACCGAGUGAUAUGUGAGCAGAUAGGAAUUAGGGAUGAGUGUAGUGCCGUGGUUUCUGAGAAAGCAGGUGCUUGUCCAAAAGAGGUAAGCGGUGAAGUGGACAAAGAAAACGACGAAAGAUUUCCUUGUGAUGGUGACUUUGAAGGAAGUGUGUUUGACCAUGAGAGUUUAAUCCCAGGGCACAUCCCUAUUAUAAAGAACCGGGAUGAGAAGGAUCUUUCUAUGCAAGAGGAGAGGAGGGAUGUAGUGGGUCCACAGGCUAUGUCGUCUUGCAUGGACAUGAGCAGAGAGAAUAAUUCUAAUUGUAAAGAGUUGAUUGCCAAGGAGGAAACAAAUGGAGUGGAUUUGUAUUCUUCGGAGUCUUGCAAGGGGGUAAAGCUUAGCAAGCCCUCUGUAAUUAGAGAUCUUGCGAUCAAUCCACCCAAAAGAAGAGAUGUUCUAGAGCCUUCUGCUAGAGAUGCAAAGUCUGAGAAAGAAGUGGGAAAGGUCCAACUUGGAGUUAUGAGUAAAGAUAAAGAUGGCAAAAACUUAAGUAAAAAUGUCAAAUUGAAUGAAGCUUUAAUCCAGUUGAAGAAAAGAUAUCUUGACAGGGUAAAUGAGUCUGUGUGUGGCAAAGCCGAGAAAGGGAUGAGAAUUGAGGAGAUGAGCAAGCCAGGGGUGGCAGGUUCACACAAGGUGGGGUCACCCCCUUUCAAUGCAAAUGGCCAGGAAUCUGAAGCGAUGAAAAGAUUCGAUGGAAGUAAUCUCUACAAGCAAGCAAUAGAUCAUCAGCUUCUUAAGUCUGCAGGUAGGGUUCCUCAGGAUGUCUACAAGCCAAAGACAAAAAUACCACGAGUAGAUGAAGACGACAUUAUUUUGGAUCCAGACUUUAUUGUUCCAGACUUUGCUAAGGACCCAGCAAUAAACUUCAAAGUGAAAAUGCAAGACCACCGAGCUCUCGAGAAAUACUUUUCGAAUGGACAUGAAAUUGAUGUGGAGAGACUGUUUCCUCAUGUGAGGAAUGUGUCAAACAACAGUCCCAACAAAUGGCCAUCAAAGAGAAGUGGGGGAUGA